Messenger RNA from Raphanus sativus (radish), 1466 nucleotides. Its product is annotated as pectin acetylesterase 6. The transcript is spliced from 12 exons. Bases 110 to 1345 code for a protein of 411 amino acids. Gene Ontology annotation, biological process: cell wall organization. Gene Ontology annotation, molecular function: pectin acetylesterase activity. Gene Ontology annotation, cellular component: plant-type cell wall. Lineage: Eukaryota; Viridiplantae; Streptophyta; Magnoliopsida; Brassicales; Brassicaceae. The record is from RefSeq and is a predicted model, not a curated record.
AAGUUUGACAAAAAAAAAAAAAUAAUUCACAUAACCGAAAGUGGUCAAGCCUCAACAGAAAUCAUUUUUCUAAUCCAAAUUUUCGCGCUCCAGCUGCGUUUCACCGGAGAUGAGGAGCGUGUGGCUGUGGAUAGCGGUGGCUGUGUGCUCGUUAUGCUCAGUUCGGAGCGGAUCUAGCGAUGGAUUUGAGAAACCAAGAGAUACUUUGAUACUGGAUACCGAACUGAUGGCGUCUAAGGUUUCAAUGGUGCCUCUCACCUUGAUUCAGGGAGCUGACUCCAAAGGAGCUGUGUGCCUAGAUGGGACGUUACCUGGUUAUCAUCUAGAUCAUGGGUUUGGUUCUGGUGCUAACAGUUGGCUCAUCCAUCUUGAGGGUGGAGGAUGGUGUGACAAUCAUAGUAGCUGUGAGUUUCGGAAAACAACUCGGCGUGGUUCCUCUAAGUUCAUGGAGAAAGCGUUGAACUUCACUGGGAUAUUGAGCAAUAAACCUCAAGAGAAUCCUGACUUCUAUAACUGGAACAGAAUCAAGUUGCGUUACUGUGAUGGUGCGUCUUUCUAUGGGGAUAGUCAGGACGAGGGUUCGCAAAUUUUCUAUCGAGGACGACGAAUCUGGCAAGCUGCUAUGGAAGAGUUCAUGUCUUUAGGCAUGCAGAAAGCAGACCAGGCUCUGCUUUCUGGAUGUUCAGCCGGAGGAUACGCUUCCAUCCUGCACUGUGAUGACUUCAGACAACGAUUACCUCUUUCUACAAAAGUAAAGUGCUUAAGUGAUGCUGGAAUGUUUCUAGACGCAGUGGAUGUCUCUGGGGGUCACUCGCUUAGGAAUAUGUUUCAAGGUGUUGUUACAGUCCAGAACCUCCAAAAGGACAUGUCCAGUACAUGUACAGACCAUUCGGAUCCUACUUGGUGCUUCUUUCCACAGAACUUGGUUUCCGACAUCAAAACUCCAAUGUUUCUUCUCAACUCAGCAUAUGACUCGUGGCAGGUCCGACAGAGCUUAGCUCCUUCAUCUGCUGAUCCAAGAGGCGUCUGGAAGGCAUGCAAAUCAGAUAUCUCGCGUUGUAAUUCAUCACAGCUCCAAUUCUUACAAGAAUUCAGGAAACAAAUGGUGCUUGCCCUAAACUCAUUUUCAGCAUCUCCCCAGAACGGUCUUUUCAUAAACUCUUGCUUCACUCAUUGUCAGUCUGAGACACAGGACACUUGGUUUGCUCAAGAUUCUCCCAAGUUAGACGGAAAAAGAGUGGCAGAGUCUGUAGGUGACUGGUACUUCGACCGAACCAACAAUGUUAAAGCCAUUGACUGUCCUUAUCCAUGCGACAAAACAUGUCACCAUCUGGUUUUCCAAUGAGUAAUCCAAUAUCUCUCAUUUUUUUUUCAAACUUGUUCAAUUAUUGUGCUAAAAUAAGCUUUUAUGCAGUGUUGAUUAAACAGCUUCUUCAAAGAUUUGAUCUCGUUUCCUUUAGUGCUUC